AUGUCAUCAACUUACAUGGUAUUUCGUUGUGUAUUUACAAUAGUUAAUAUGUUUUUUUUUGCAUUGGGAUUUGCUGUUGUCGUUUGUAGUUGGUGGUUACAUAUAAAAUCGGUUGAUUAUCGACCAUUAAUGAAAAAUCAAUUAUUUACAGCACCUGUUAUAUUAAUUAUUUCAGCAAAAUUUUCUAUGUUACUUGGUGCUAUUGGAUGUAUUGGUGCAUGGUUUGAAAAGAAAAUUUUAUUAUUCAUUUAUAUUAUAACAAUGAUAGUUAUUUUCGUGGCCUUAUUACUUGGUGUUGUAUUUGUUAUUGCUUUUAAUGAACGAGUAGCAAUGACUGCACGAAAAGAAUUACUUGAAAAUAUUCGUCAAUAUCCAGGUGAUGAAGGUGCUGAUGAAAAUAAUUUUCGUAAAACAAUGAAUUCAAUACAGAAACGAUUUCACUGUUGUGGUGUUGAUCAAUAUCAAGAUUGGUUUAAUGCUGAUGUAUGGACUGGACAACCAUAUGUACCAGAUUCAUGUUGUAUUGAAGAAACAAAUGGUUGUGGAAAACAAAUUGCUGCUAAUGAAACUUAUGGUUUAAUUUAUAUUGAUGGAUGUUUCAAUAUGAUUCAAAUGGAAAUUAAUCGAAAUUUAAUGAUUGUUGGAAUUUUAGCUUUUGUUCUUGUAUUUGUUGAAGGCUUUUGUAUCGUUGCUGCUCUUGGUCUACUUUGUUAUCUUCGUCAACGUGAUCGUUAUAUUUAA
Messenger RNA from Rotaria sordida, 741 nucleotides. The record is from the annotation of a GenBank genome assembly. NCBI's taxonomy places the organism in Eukaryota, Metazoa, Rotifera, Eurotatoria, Philodinida, Philodinidae.